This is a messenger RNA of Sclerotinia sclerotiorum 1980 UF-70, 282 nucleotides long. RefSeq lists its product with no specific name. Bases 1 to 282 code for a protein of 93 amino acids. NCBI's taxonomy places the organism in Eukaryota, Fungi, Ascomycota, Leotiomycetes, Helotiales, Sclerotiniaceae. The transcript has 3 exons. The record is from RefSeq and is a predicted model, not a curated record.
AUGGGACAGACAUCAAUCCGUAUCAGAUAUACGUUUGCUCCUCACUUCGAUGAGAUGCCUGCAUUUCGCUUCGAUUCCCCCUUACGCUUCAAGACAACUGGCCUCUAUCACGCAGCAGUUUACGUGGAUUCUCGUAGCUAUUGCAACAGUAAGGGAACAGGUUUGUCCCAGGCAAAUCACACUGUGAGGCCUCAUUUGUUGCUCAUGCAAGUGCAAAAUUGCCACAAUAACCCUCUCCUAAUCAAGUCUGAUGAUGGCAUCGAUACAGGAUAUACGCCAUGA